This is a messenger RNA of Calypte anna (Anna's hummingbird), 2292 nucleotides long. RefSeq names its product chromosome 9 C2orf72 homolog (gene C9H2orf72). NCBI's taxonomy places the organism in Eukaryota, Metazoa, Chordata, Aves, Apodiformes, Trochilidae. The record is from RefSeq and is a predicted model, not a curated record. The transcript is spliced from 3 exons. The coding region runs from base 2 to 754 and encodes 250 amino acids.
GAUGGCGGCUGAGGAGCUGCAGGAGCUGCGGGCGCUGGUGGAGAGGGCGGGCGGGCGUCGGGCCGUGCUGCUGGUGGCCGAAGUGGUGGAAGGAGCCCCGGUGGCGGCCACGUUGGCCGCCUUCGGCCGCGACCUCUUGGGCGAUGAGACGCCGCCGGUGCCGGGUCCGGUGCCGGUGUCCGACUCGGGGUGUCGGUCCCAGCGGCGGGCCAGCCGCGGGCGGCGGGCGCUGGCAGCGCGGUUGGUGCUGGUGCUGUGCGGCGGGGGGGCUGCGCGGGACCGGAGGGCCCGGGCCCGCCUGCAGGAGGUGGUGCGGGACGUGCGCGGCCGCCUGCCCCCCGCCCCGCCGCCCGCCGUGGUCGGUGUCCUCCUGCCCGGCGGGGACGGGGAGGAUGCGGCGGUGCUGGACGCCGCGCUGAGGCGGCACUUCCCGGAGCCCGGUACGGUGCAGGCUGCCCGGUACUGCCCCGGCAGCCCCGCCGCCCUGCAGCACUGCCGCGCCGCCGCCAGCCGAGCCCUGCGGGCAGCCCUGCAGCUCCCCCCAGAAGAGGGGAAAGACAGGGAGAGGUGGAGGCUUCCCUCCUUCCUGCAGUGCAUUUCUUGGAGCCAGAAGACCUGGAGAAAAGGUCAUGAAGCAAAAUCUGCAAACAAUGCUCAUGAAGAUGACCUGCAGGACACCGAGGAAGAAGUGGCUCUGACCAACCUGUCUCCCAAUGGAAACUGUGAAGCAGCUGCUGGAGGCAUGGGCACCUAGAGCUGGUGGGUGCCCAGCACAGUCUGUGUCCCAGUUCUGCAUGGUGGACUUGGAGCACUGGAAGGAGGAGCUGGUGCAUGCCCCUCUCCUCUGCACACCCACAGCUCUGGGGAGCAGCUGCUCUGUUUAACUCACCAGCGCCCUCGGUGGCUGCCGACAGCUGCUGAAUUCUGUGCUAGAGAGCCCCCCCCCCCCCGCUGCAUCCUGCUGCCCAGGGGUGUCUGGAGCUGCAGAUGGACACUGGGCUUCUGAGAAGCUCUUUAGGGAUGUACCUCAAGUCCUGGGUGAGGGCUUUGGGUGUGACAUGCAGCCACCUGCUUGAAGGAAGAGGAGUGUUUUCUAAUUCUGACCAGAGUUCCCUGCUGAGACUGCUGGAGCUGGCCUCCCUGGGAAACAGACUCUGCUGCCUUGUUUUCCUGCUGCUCUGUGGUUCCUGUCUUCUCUCUGACCGGGGAAAAAAGAAAAACAACAAACCAAACAAAAAAACCCCUAGUAUCACAGUGACACAAAGAGUGCAUUCAGUCUAAUAAGAGGUCUUGGUUCUACCAGCUACUGAAAACGCUUGAAUGUAACUGUGUGCAGUAACACCCACUAUGGGUGGCAAUAAUAAUGCAAAAGGUAUUGAGAGUAAUGCAAGUGGAGCAAAGUGUGGUUUGGGAACAGGAUCCACCCCUCUGGCUUGUGGUGGUGUUCAUAGAGAGACUGAUGGGCUGCCUGGGUUGGAGGGAGGGGCAGAUGGACACCAGGGUGUGGCUGAUGCUUGGUGGGGUUAUGGGAAAAGCCCAUCUCACCUGGGACACCUCCACAGCAGUGUGGUGGCAGGUCCUGGAGGUGGCCUGCAGCAUCAUGACAAGAUGUGGCUGCUUCAUAAAGAAAUACAAAAAUAUAAAAAUAAUCUAUUUAAAUAGUUCCAGAGAGCUGCCUGUAGCCUGCAGGGCAACACAAUUGACUAUAAAUCCUUGCUUUAUAAAGGAUAUUAUUAUCAUGGUAGGAAUACCUUUUUUAUUUUUACUUUUACGCAACAUAAAGCAGGUCUCGUGUCCUGCCUACCUCUUCUCUGGGUUAGCUGCUGAGUUAUGGCACUAUGUCCUCUGUGCACGUCUGUCCUUUCUCUCACCCCUUUUUUUUCAGUGGCAGCUGAAGUGUCUGUUGUCCUGCUGGUUCUCAGCAAUUCUCAGAACAUAUUCUCUCAGCCAUGUUCCUUCAGCAUCUCUCUAGCUCUUCCAUGGAGCAGGGGGUGGGUUUUAUAUCCAGCUCAAUGCCUGAUCAUCAACGUUUUCCAGCAAACCUCAGUUUCCCCAACUGUAGAAUGGGUACAGCAACACCAGCCUACCUUGCUGGAGUAACAAUGGUGCUUAGCAGCUCUGGGGUUUAGAGUUGGUCCCUUUUGUGAUGGUGCUUUGCCCUUCUGGCUGGCAGGGAGCAGGUGAGGUUGUUGGGGGCGUGCUGGUGGGGUUGACUGGGAGAAAUGGGCAACACUUCCAGGUGCACUCAGCCAGUCUCUGUGUAACCACGCUGCUCAUUGUACGUGUAGGGAC